This is a messenger RNA of Iphiclides podalirius (scarce swallowtail), 246 nucleotides long. The record is from the annotation of a GenBank genome assembly. NCBI's taxonomy places the organism in Eukaryota, Metazoa, Arthropoda, Insecta, Lepidoptera, Papilionidae.
AUGAACCAGGAUAUAACAACUAUACUUGUUUAUGUAGAUCAGGAUAUACUGGCAUUGAUUGCGAUAUCACUAUUGACCCCUGUUCUGCUAAUGGAAAUCCUUGUACAAAUGGCGCUACUUGUACUGCUCUUCAACAAGGCAGAUAUAAAUGUGAAUGUUUACCUGGAUGGGAAGGACAACUAUGUGAAAUUAAUACAGAUGAUUGUAUUGAAAAACCGUGCCUUCUUGGAGCUGCUUGCACAGAUC